Messenger RNA from Eucalyptus grandis, 3254 nucleotides. Its product is annotated as ubiquitin carboxyl-terminal hydrolase 25. The coding region runs from base 432 to 2501 and encodes 689 amino acids. Lineage: Eukaryota; Viridiplantae; Streptophyta; Magnoliopsida; Myrtales; Myrtaceae. Gene Ontology annotation, molecular function: cysteine-type endopeptidase activity; cysteine-type deubiquitinase activity. The transcript is spliced from 8 exons. Gene Ontology annotation, cellular component: cytosol; nucleus. The record is from RefSeq and is a predicted model, not a curated record. Gene Ontology annotation, biological process: protein deubiquitination.
UAUUUACAAUUUUUUUUUACAAGGGAAAGCUCCGAAAAAUUGAAGAUGGAAAAACGAAGAAGCGAAUCCGGUUAUGAUUUAAGGCGACGGCGAUCCUAGUCCCGACCGCGUGGGAUUAUUUACCCCCUCGAAGCCUGGAGGAAAGACCGCACCGUUCCCCCCCGUCUUCCUUCCCUUCGAAGGCUGCGAGAGAGAUUGAGAACGCGCUUUGUGUCGACGAGACGGCGGCGACGAGGAGGAGGACGAGGCGCCGCGGGACGGGGACCGCCGGGAGCGAUGCGAGCGGCGCGAUCGGGGCCGCGGGGAUCGGCGAUUAGAGCGAGUGGCCAGCGCGGGGCGGCGCCGCCGCCGUGCAAUGCGCGUGCGAGGGCGGGGGCGGACGGAGGAGAAGAAGGCGGUCGUCGUAGUAGUCGUCGUCGUUUUCGUCGUUGAUGGCCUUGCAGCUGCCCCACCGCCACCACCAACACCACCACCACCACCACCACCGGCUGCAGAUGGGCUGGCAACCGAGCCUGCUGGGACUCAAGCGCAAGAACGGACCUCCCCUCGGCCUCAGGAACCUCGGCAACUCCUGCUACAUCAACAGCGUCCUCCAGUGCCUCACUUACACCCCUCCCCUCGCCAAUUUCUGCCUCCGCAACCUCCACUCCUCUCUAUGCGAUUCGGGUGCGGAUGUGGAGCGGAAGCGAGAUUGCCCCUUCUGUAUACUAGAGAGGUGGAUAGUGCGAUCUCUGAGAUCGGAUCAGCAGCAAGAUGCGCCGGUGAAGAUCCAGAGCUGCUUGCGCCUGUACUCGGAGAACUUUCGGUGGGGUCGCCAGGAGGACGCGCACGAGUUCCUCCGCUACGUGAUCGAUGCGUGCCACAACACCUGCCUCCGCCUCAAGAAGCUGCGGCAGCAGCAGCAACGCAAUGGUGCCGAGCCACCCAACUGUGGCGAUUCCGUUGUUAAGGAGAUUUUCGGCGGGGCACUGCAGAGUCAGGUCAAGUGUUUAUCUUGUGGAGUGGAAUCCAACAAGGUCGAUGAUAUUAUGGAUAUUAGUCUAGAUGUCUUGCAAAGUAGUUCGAUUAAGGAAGCGUUGCACAAAUUUUUCCAGCCAGAAGUUUUGGAAGGCAGCAAUAAGUACAAGUGCGAGAAUUGUAAGAAAUUGGUUGUGGCUAGGAAGCAAAUGUCGCUCUUUCAAGCACCUAAUGUUCUUGUAAUCCAGUUUAAGAGGUUCGAAGGUAUAUAUGGUGGGAAGAUUGAUAAGGCUAUUUCGUUUGAAGAAAUUUUGGUGCUCUCGAGCUUCAUGUGCAAAGAAAGCCAGGAUACGUCACCGCAGUAUAAUCUUUUUGGUACUAUUGUGCAUGCAGGCUGCUCACCAGACUCAGGACACUAUUAUGCUUAUAUAAAGGACUCAGUGGGCCGGUGGUAUUGCUGUAAUGAUUCAUUGGUUUCUCUGGCCACUUUGGAUGAGGUCUUAUCAGAAAAGGUCUAUAUCCUGUUUUUCUCUCGCGCCAAACAAAGGUCAGCAUCUGCCAAUGCAGUUUCUGCUGCCAAUGGAGUAAAAUCUCGUGAUCUGAAUGGCAUCAAAGCAUCUAAGAAGCGGGCUUCUGCUAUUCCACCAAAACCGGCACAAUCAAAACCAUUAACUGAAAAUUCUUCAUGGAAGUAUGUGUCUGCCUCAUCCAAUGGUGAUAAAGUGUCUUCUGGCCCGCGGAUGAAGUUCAGCAUUGCUGAAAAUAUUGGUUCCAAAGGAGUUCCUGCAGUUAGCAAUGGAAAGGUGCAUGCACUUAAGAAUCAGUUGGGGGAAAGUAAUGGGCAUAUCAAAGGGCCAGUUCCUGUUAACAAGUGUGACAAAGAUCUUUCAACUUCAAUAAACAGGAAUGAUAUCGACAAAGAGAAUAAGAACUCCUCCAACGGGAGGACCCAAGUAGUUGCGCAUUCUAAUCAUAACAAUCUGAAAGUCGGUGAUUCUAAUGGUGACAAGAGUCAAGUUCAUUCUUCCCACAAUGGAAAUGGUACUGUUGGUACUGUUGGUACUGCUGGUACUGCUGGUACUGCUUUCCCCUGUUCAGUUAAAUCACAUCUCCAUGAGAGAAAUGGCACAACGCACAUCUUAGGGAAAGGGAGAGGGUUUGACCAACAUGAACUGCAAAAUGGUAGUUCUGAUCAACCCUCUGAUGUAACAAAGUCCAAGAGGAAGCUGCAGGAGGACUCCUGCAUAUUGCUGGCACAGGAUGCUCAAUCUCAGGCCAAAGUCAAAGAGCUGAAAGAAAUACUCAAGAAUGAAGCUUCCUCUGUAUUGCGAUCAUGUGGCUGGGCGGAUGAUGUCUACGCUUGCAUGCGCACUGGGAAGAGAAUGUGCACGAGCAAAGCAGAUGAUAAUUCACUAAAUUUUGACCAUUUGAGGAAGCUGUUGAUUGCGGAUGCCAAAUCAACCUUUAUCUCACAAAUUCCAGAAUCAUUGAAAGAGAAACUAAUUGGACGUCUCCGAUCAUUUAGUGAGGAAAAAGGAUCCUAACCAUGCCUUGAUCCAUGCGGUAUAUGACAUGAGGAGGCAGUUUUACAUCCACAGGAUUAUGCACAAACUGAGGGCUGUUAAGAUUUGAGACGAUUGGUGUAGUUGGUACUGUUAUGUUCAUGGGAAGCAAUGGCCUCACAGUUUUCUGCCAGUGGGCCUCCAUCUAUGGACCGGAUGGUAAUGGGUUCCCAUUCAUGUGGAUGCCAAUGGUUAUAACUAAGGCGUGUUGCUAUACUAGACCAUUUUUUGAUAGCUAGUGCAGGCAACCAGAUAAAGUCCCAUUCAGUUGAUACCUGCGUAUGGUGACAUCUGUUCUUCUUGUUGGUGAAGGAACGAUUAAUGGAAAAUCGAAGCUGAGUCGGAUUGGACCAAAUUUUGCUUUCUGGAUACAUAUGAUGCUAGUGAGAGAGGAGUUGCAAUUCUAUUCACCCUGUACAAUAGGCUUUUUGAUCGUAAACAGUCCUCAUUUUGUGGAUGCUUAACAAUUUUUCCAUUAAAAUGUGGCCGGCCCCUACCUUGAGGUUAUUGUUCUGCUGACCUUCCCAUUCGGAGUAAAUUUUUGGUCGAUCUCUCCUCCUGUGGAAGUAGUUUCUUUUUGUUACAGUACAGUAAUACUAAGAUGCUGCAUUUGAGGUUCUUGGUGUUCCGGAGGUGCAUCUGCAAGCGUUGUACCAGUAUUAUUGUUUGGGAUGGAUGACUAUUGCUGGCAAAACCCUGUGAUUAGUUAUUAAAGCUGCUUUAUCUUCAUCUCUA